AUGCCCCGUAUAGUUAUGGAGGAAACUAAAAACAAAGCCGACUUACACCAGCCAAAGGCAAAGAAUCGACCGCAAGGACAGCAAUUAGUAGCUCUCCUGCGUGACAAGCUGGAUUUAACAGACUACGAACUAUACUCUAACGCUCCAAAAGAUAUCACAUCCCGUUCAAACAGUGCGCCACCAACGCAAAUUAAUACUGUUAAUCGAUUCGAUCAUACAGAUUAUGAGCCUUCUUUAUCAUCCGAUCCUCGUUUGGAUCCUGAAUACGCUGCUUAUUACUACAUGCAUGGUCGUAUGGAGCAUCGUCCGCCCACAAGCCCAUAUGCACCGGGGCAGUCUUGGCAAACACCGUUAUGGUCUGGUGAUUUGGCAAUAGCGACGGCAGUGGGCAGCACUAGUGGAUCUAAUGUUGGGGCCAAUAUGUCGAAAAAGUUGGAAUUGUUCCGGGGGAUGGCUGGCGACGACGAUUUCCAAGAACAGCAUCCCUUAGACGAAAGUCUUGAACCCGAGAACCAUUCAACUAUCAACCAGCCCGACUAUACAACGGAGUCUGCUGGACAGUUCGAUGCUUUCAAUCCUCAAAGCACGAGCAGCGCUGCGUCGCUUUGGAGUCGUGAAGUUGCAUCCCCUCCUCCACCCCCAGGAAAUGAUCCACAUUCACCCAAUAAGCGCAAGAACUUGGUAGACAUGAUCCAAGAAGACUUUCCUCGCACACCAUCUCCGCUCUAUGCUCUUCAACAAGCCCAAGCUGCUCGCCAACGCCAAGCACAACUACAAUCGCACGCAGAUGAUGCAGACCAUCUCGAUCUUCAGUCUCUCGAUUUAGAUGAUCCACUCUCAUAUGCUGCGCAUUAUGGCAAUUCCCGCGGCUCUGAGGAAGAGCAACUUAAAAAUAUUGUUAAGAAUGCUCUUGAUGGUGUCGAUGACAUGGAUCCUCGCAUGCCGGGAGCGUUUGCCACACCGCCUCCAUUAAGAAGCAAAUUUGAAACUCCCCCGCGCGCCUCUUCUACUCCACCUACUCAAAGCCAUAUUAGGAACCAUAGUUUGGGAUUUGCUCCAGAGUUUCAUGGCGAUUUGUCACAUGCCGAUUUGAUGUAUUGGAGAAAUUUGGAGGGAACGGAUGAUUAUGAGCAAGCACAAUUUCUUCGUCAGCAGACUUUAAAACAGCACAGACUGAAAAUGUCAUCACAUCCAUCUUAUAACGCACUUUUUAACGAUGGAGCUAGUGCAGCCAAUUAUUCUCCGUAUGGUCUAAAUGACAGCUACCCAUCGGUCUGGGAUGCCCGCGAAGAUACUGCUCUAGGCCGCAAUAUUUUCAACACAGACGUGGCAUACAAUCGGCAAAACUCUCUUGGCCUUAAUCCUACUCGCAACAACUAUGAAUAUUCCAAAUUUCAACAAGCACAGUUUGGCAUGGGUCGUGAUUCUUUACUCUCUUCUACAGAUUAUGCAACUGCCAAAACCGGUCAAUACUAUGGUUCCGGUACUUUGGCCAAUACGGCAUUGGGCCCCGUCGGUAAUCUGCCCAGUCCGUUAGGACCUCAAUCCAGAGCUAACAACUUUGCAGAAAAGUCUUUGCAGUUGCAGUCGCAAAGAUUACAUCACCAUUCUGCAGAGUAUCUAAACGGGAUCUCUGGAUUCGGCGUAUCAAACAAUAGAAGAAGCCAGGACUUGAGUUCCAGUUUGUCCGAUCCGGGACAUUGCAUGCGAAGUCCAUUGUUGGAAGAGUUUAGAAACAACAAGAAUAAAAAGUAUGAAUUAAAGGAUAUUGCAAGGAAUAUAGUUGAAUUUAGUGGUGAUCAACACGGUUCUCGCUUUAUUCAACAAAAACUAGAAACAGCUAAUAGUGAAGAAAAGCAACUUGUUUUUGACGAGAUCCUUCCUAAUGCGUUACAAUUAAUGACCGAUGUGUUCGGCAACUAUGUCAUUCAGAAAUUCUUUGAGCAUGGAAGUCAAGUACAAAAGACCGUCUUGGCCAAGCAAAUGGAAGGACAUGUUCUGUCUCUUGCGUUGCAAAUGUAUGGUUGUCGAGUAGUUCAAAAGGCUCUCGAACACGUUCUCACGGAACAGCAAGCGGCGCUUGUCAAAGAAUUGGAUGGUAAUGUGUUAAAGUGCGUCAAGGACCAAAACGGCAACCAUGUUAUACAAAAAGCUAUAGAGCGUGUUCCUGCUGAGCACAUUCAGUUCAUUAUUAAUGCUUUCCACGGACAAGUAUUCAAUUUAGCGACACAUCCUUAUGGUUGUCGUGUUAUUCAACGGAUGUUUGAGCAUUGUACCGAUGAGCAAACGAAACCUCUGCUGGAAGAACUUCAUCGCUUCACUCACAAUCUUGUUCAAGAUCAAUACGGCAAUUACGUAAUUCAACAUGUACUCGAGAGAGGCAAACCAGCAGACAAAUCGCUUGUGGUGAGCAAAGUUCGUGGAAAUGUCUUGCAAAUGUCUAAACACAAGUUUGCGAGCAACGUAGUUGAGAAAUGCGUAGCUUACGGUAGCAAGAGAGAUCGACAGCUAUUGAUCGAGGAAGUUAUUACAACCAAGCCCGAUGGAAAUUCACCGUUGAUAUCAAUGAUGAAAGAUCAAUACGCAAACUACGUCGUACAGAAAAUGCUCGAUGUAGUAGAUGGAGAGCAGCGUGAUCUUUUAGUCGCCAAGAUUAAGCCACACUUGCAGUCAUUGAAGAAAUACACUUAUGGCAAACAUUUGAUAUCAAAGGUUGAAAAACUAAUGAUCUUAACCGAAAACCAAAGGACUCAACAAGCGCUCCCCACAAUGACAACCCAGUCGAUUACCUCAUCGCUUGAGAUGACUAGCUCGCUGUCCCCCACCAACCCCAGCACGCCCCUUGGAACAGGAAACAAUACUCCUGCUACUUCUUCACCUUCCAUUGGACCUGAAACUGUAUCUGCUGGAUGUCCUGCACCUGCAAUGACUACAGCAGUUACUAAUAUGCCACCAUUGUCUAGUGGGGCUGUUAUGGAUAGAAUCGAGUAG
Paraglomus brasilianum is the source of this 2991-nucleotide messenger RNA. The record is from the annotation of a GenBank genome assembly. NCBI's taxonomy places the organism in Eukaryota, Fungi, Glomeromycota, Glomeromycetes, Paraglomerales, Paraglomeraceae.